GUGUUUGCUCACAUGACACAGGGGACAGGAAGGUACAGGUGCUAAGUAGAUCAUCUGGAUCAUUAAUGUUUCCAUCGAGGUCGGUAAUAUCACGCACUGAAGAUGACAGCAGCGCUACAACCGGGGAAAUAAAGAAGAAACACCCAUAAAUUGCUUCAAAGGCUUGCAACCAUGGAAACAAGAGAUCCCAGACCCAACCCUCAAGUGUCCGAGGAUGACGGUGGUCUGGAGAUGAAGACAGACUCAGACCCUGUGGCAGACCACACAGACAGCCCACCGGAGCCCUGUGGUGAGAAGCCCGAAGAUGAACCCCAGUUCACCCCCCCUGCCCCUGCACUCAUCAGAAGGUACUAUGGUGUGAUGGAUGAUGAGGGUGCAGAUGCCGUCUUCAUCGCACCGCCUCCUCCAUCCUACGUGGCUCCUCUGCUGCCAGCAGAGGGCAGCACAGAUGCGAUGGUGACUAAUCCAAGUUUGACCCUUGCAAAUGGGGCAUCUGACGCCACAGCGGCUAAAGGUAAUCCAAGUGGCUUAGACUGGCAUGGUGAAGAGCAGUUAAUGGCAGCAUACAACAAGGUGGAUGAAGUGAAAGCAAGUACAGCGCAGACCUCUGACGAGUGUAUGGACGCCUUAUCUCUGUCCAAAGACAGGGACUCCACUCUACCAAAGGAUCAAGACCAAACAGCCAUGGAAGGCGCAGGUAGUCUGGUGGAAUCAUUGGGGCUCCGUCCAGGAGAACAAGAGUCAAGUGCGGAACCAGAGGUCAGUUUGAGUGGAGGACAGGAAAACUUGAAGGAAAGUGAAGCAGAGAAAGACAAAUAUCCGAAACAGGUACCUUCAAGCAUCGACGAAAACUCAUUUAAUGAGGCACAUUUUGACAACAAGGAAGACAAAACAGCAUCCGGACACACUUUUGGUCUUGCUGAGGUAGAUUCAAAACUAACUAAAGAAAACAACACCUGUGACAGUGUAAAGACAAAUGACCCAGCAGAGACUAAUCUCAAUGCGAGGUGUGAAGUUUUUGCGUCCUGCGGACCACCAGAGGUCUCCAAGUGCAACCCAACCAAGAUGGAGGCAGCAACCAGUCAACCACAGGUACCAGAGAUGCCAACAGAGACUGAAGAGUAUGUUGACACCAGAUCUUUGGACUAUAACCUCACAAAGUACAACUGGGGGAGGAGGGAGAGUGGGGAAACACAAGUGCCCCAGCUCCCAAUCUUUGAAGGCACUGAAGAGACGGUUACAAAAGGAGAUAGAAGCAGGAGUAUAAGUAUUGAAAUCCAACAAGGAGAACAACUCCUUCAGCGUCUGCAACAAGUGCAGCUACGACAGGAUGUAUCUACACCAGAGAGCCCUGGUAACACCCAGCAGGUUGUCCAAGAGGGAGAUGUGUUUGGGGCUGAUGAAGAUGAUCUUAAAGGAACAGAAGGGGAUCUUACAGCUAGAGAUAAGAAGGGAGAGAGUAGAUCUCACACCGUUGACGACGAGGGAGGAAAGUUAAACCUAACGGGGGAAUGGGAGAGGGAAAACAAUGAGAAGAAUGAGAACAAAGACGAAAAGAAAGCCAGGGUGUCCUCGUCACCAAUGCCUGUUGAGCCUGAGCAUGAAAUGACUGUCAGAACACAGCCAGGAGACUCUGAUGACCCUCGUGAAACAUAUUCCGCAGAAAUGUCUCUUCCAUCCACAUGUCACCAGUUCUCAACCGCUGAGACUUCCGCUAAGAAGCAGAUCCACGAGACAGCCCAGGAGACGCAGAACCUGCAGAGAGCCGGCGGUCUCUUCAACCUCGCAGACGAUCCAGAUGUGCUCGAGAUUCCCUUUAAGACCAAUAUUUCUCUUGAGCCACUUGCCACCACAGCCAGCCCAGGUCAGCGCAGUGACUGGCAGUUCUCCGAGCAGAAGAUGCAGAAGGAGAUAAGUCAGGAGAUUCAGAGAGAGCUGGUGCUGGUCAACCAGGGGAAGAUCCCAGGGGGGUACAGCAAAGGGGAAGUCCGUCAAUUAAAGGAGACGAAACUGCUGUUUGAGGCUUUCCAGCAGGACAACCCAGAGGGUCCGACAAGGUUCCGGCGAUCCCCUACCUUACUGAAGAAAGGUCACGUUUACCCAUCGGUUUUAGAGCGCACACGUAGCCUUGAGAUGUUCUCACUCAAAAGUUACCCCGUUUCCAGAACACAUUCCCUCAGGCUGUACAAAUCAACCUCCGACGCAGUUAAAAUCCACGAGGACUUACGAUCAAAGAGCCCAACUGGUGGUUCUCGAGACAAAACACGUCUGUUCCCCUACCCCAAACAAGACAAGCAUGUGCGCCUGCACAGAAGCAUGGACUCCAUAAGCACUGCUACGUCUGCUAUGGAGGCUAGGCAAGUGAACGCAACACAAGGAUCUCCCAUCAUCAAACAAAACCCCUUCUACAAGUUGCGACCAGCCCUGGCUCGGCAGCCCGAGGUGGAGAAGGACAUCCGGGAGGCCAAGGAAAGAGAAGAGGAGCUGCGCAGACAGAGAUGCACCCUGUAUGGAGAGAACAGGCAGAGUAGUGAAGACGGAGAAAAGUCACGAUUCACGUCAGCGCACGAACCAGAUGACAGACGACUGUCCAGGGGGAAGCUGGAACGGGUUUGGCCGCCACCCUCCAAAAGUGACCAGGCGAAAUCUGACCAGGCACAGGUGAUGCGUCAGGAGUCUAAAGUUCACAGAGCGGGAAGACAGAAGGCUCCUCUGUGGCAGCGCUGGGAGGCCGGCCUGGUCAACGGGCAGCCUUCAAAGGAAAAGAACUGAUAUUUGCCACCCCGACGUCUUCAACACUUCAAAUAGAAUAAUCUGCCGUGCUAAAGCAACACAAGCGUAAGAUUAAUCAGUAUGAUCAAAUCCCCGAAAGGUAGUUCCAUCGUACAUGCUUUCUGGCUCCUCUAACUCUGCUUCGUAUCCCUGUCAAAUAUGCUUUUUGAUAUCUUUAAACAGUAGCUUCAUCAGCACGUA
Messenger RNA from Acanthopagrus latus (yellowfin seabream), 2973 nucleotides. RefSeq lists its product as uncharacterized. The coding region runs from base 172 to 2772 and encodes 866 amino acids. NCBI's taxonomy places the organism in Eukaryota, Metazoa, Chordata, Actinopteri, Spariformes, Sparidae. The transcript is spliced from 4 exons. The record is from RefSeq and is a predicted model, not a curated record.